Molecule: messenger RNA, 2376 nt
Organism: Sceloporus undulatus (fence lizard)
Lineage: Eukaryota; Metazoa; Chordata; Lepidosauria; Squamata; Phrynosomatidae
Gene: PPIF
Product: peptidylprolyl isomerase F
Exons: 6
Coding region: 72-731 (219 amino acids)
Biological process (GO): protein folding; protein peptidyl-prolyl isomerization; regulation of mitochondrial membrane permeability involved in programmed necrotic cell death
Cellular component (GO): mitochondrion
Molecular function (GO): peptidyl-prolyl cis-trans isomerase activity
Source: RefSeq, a predicted model, not a curated record
CAAAGCCCAGCACUAAGGUUCCGGGCGCCAUUUGGAGACUUAGUUCUUCCUAUUGAGGAGCCAUAAUAGCCAUGCUGUCUUUGAGCUCUGCCCGCCGGCUGCUGCUGCUCCUGGUGCGGCCUCAGCAGGGACCCAGAGCCGCAGCAGGGGAGCUGCUUCUCCUGCAGGUCUCCUCCUCGGAUGGGCGCAGGGGCUGCAGUGGGGGGCGAGGGGAGAAGGAGGACGAGGAGGACAAGGACAACCCCUUGGUCUUCUUGGAUGUAGGCGCAGACAAUCAGCCUCUGGGGAGAGUGGUCCUCAAGUUGAAAGCUGAUGUGGUGCCAAAGACAGCAGAAAAUUUUAGAGCUCUCUGCACUGGAGAAAAGGGUUUUGGAUACAAGGGAUCCACCUUCCAUAGAGUGAUACCUUCAUUCAUGUGCCAGGGUGGUGACUUUACUAAUCACAAUGGCACUGGAGGCAAAUCUAUAUAUGGCAGCCGAUUUCCUGAUGAAAACUUCAUCCUUAAACAUGUUGGACCUGGUGUUCUUUCAAUGGCUAAUGCUGGACCCAACACAAAUGGAUCUCAGUUUUUCAUUUGUACAGCCAAAACUGACUGGCUGGAUGGAAAGCAUGUUGUGUUUGGCCACGUGAAGGAAGGAAUGGAUGUUGUGAAAAAAAUUGAAAGCUUUGGCUCCAAAAGUGGAAAGACUUCAAAGAAGAUAGUCAUUACCGAUUGUGGUCAGCUGUCAUAAUUUGAGAUCUGCCAGCAUCACUGGAGAAUCAGUGAUACAAGAGAGAAUUGAUAAGAAUUAUUGCUUGCACAUUUCUCUUCUGGGUUUGGAUUGUACUGAUAAGAAAGAGCCAUGAUCAGCCAGAACAGAAGUGUGUGAAGAAUGAAGUUUUAAAAGUCCAUUUGAACAAUUUUCAGCUUUUUUUUUAGCUUAAAACAGUUGUGCUAUUUUUUAAAUAUAUGCUUCAAAUGUGAAGACUUUUUUGCUAUGCUUGAAAUGCAUGGUCAAAGACUAUUACUAGCAAAGGUUUACUAGAAAACCUCAAAUUGUUUCAUGAACCAAACUGAAUCUUAUGGAAGUACGAACCUGGAGUGCUAAGAAUCCUAAGUGAUGUUUUUCCAUCUGAGUGGUUUAAAGGUUAUCCUGUAAACUGAUUGAAAUGGUAAUUGACCUCCUCAUUUCAAAUGGAUGUAUCAAGUGAUACUUUGUACUUGAAAAAAUAUCUAACCUUUAUGGACUGAGCGUCAAACAUGGCUGGCUAAAUGCUUAAUCAUGUUGACUUGGAAGUCCAGUUGAUCAGUCAAGAUAAUUGAUUUGAACAGUGUUUUUUCUUCCUUUGGUGGAUUGUUUCCUUUCUGUUUGGUAGUCUGUUCAGAGUUUGAGAAUGCACAUUUCAGCAAUAUACUUGAGAUUUUUGAUAGCCCAAAAGUAAUUAUUUUGCAAGAAUAUUUGGUAACAGCCACAUAAUGAAAUUUCUGCAUUUCCUAUGGCUUUUUUGAAUUCUUCCUGUGUUGAAUCAUUACACUUUUAAUUUUAAAGACAGGAUUCACUAAAAUUUUGCUUCAGCUGCACCAGUUUAACUCUUGUGACAUGCUACUGUUAUGAUGUAACUCAGAAAACAAUGCUACUUCUUGUAACUGGAAAGUACUGUAUAUACUUGUGUACAAGUCGACCUCAUGUAUAAGUUUUAGGGCCAAAAUCAUGGAUUUUGAUAGGACCCAUGGUUAAAUCAAGAGUAAGACAAAGGAUGUAAAGGGUGAAACACCACUUCUGUCCCUUCCUCCUCUGCAUCUCUCUCGAUGAGCUAAAACUACUACUCUGAUGCUGGAGGAGAAGGUUUCAACACUGUAUUGGGAAGGAAGGGAAAUGGGGUGUUUGGUAGAGACCCGGAGGAGGAGGAGAGAAGGUUUUGACAUAGGAUUGAGAAGGGAAUCACCUCUUUCACACAACACACAUACACAACAUAUACACAUACUCUAUUUCAUAAAUCAGGGUGGUGCUUCUUUUCUAAGCAGUAUGACUUUAUUGACCCAAAUAUAAGUCAACCUAGGAAUUUAGGGUCAAAUUUGGGCAUAAGCUUUUUGGCUUACAGUCAAGUAUAUAUGGUAUGUUCUUUUCCUGGAAGGAAUAGGUACUAGCCAAAUCUCCUCUACAUGAAGCUGUGAAGUUUUGAAAUCUAAUGUGCCUAAGGACUAUCCUCAAAGUUUGUAUUUUUUUUUAGCCCUACUCUUUUGGUACAGGGCAAGUGUAAUAGCUGCUUUACCAACUACACUCAUCCCUCUAUAUUUGUGGAUUUGAUUAUUCACGGAUUUGAUUAAUGUGUGCUCUCUAUAAUAUCUGGGUCCUCCAGUGCAACUCUAUGGUCAACUUUAACUAAAAGUUGCAC